AUGCCCCGCUUUAAUCGACGGGAGCAGCUCCCGCUCCAUAUCAAGCGUGCUAUUUGCGCGCACCACGUCGACAACCCCCGCCUGCGUCAUGUUGACCUGGCGAGGUGGUGCUACACGCAGUACGGAUUGCGCCCGGAUCGCUCCACUGUCGGCCGCAUAUUGAAGCUCGCCGAGCGAUGGGCUGUCACGGCAACCGGCGACAACCAAGUGCGCCGUCGAGGUGGCGCAUGGCCUGAGCUGGUGCAGGCCAUGGCGCGGUGGAUUGUAAACGCAGGGCCCGCUGGCGUGCCUCUGACGCUGCAGACCAUUCGCGACCAUGUCGCGACGAUGUCCCGGAACAUGGGCAUUCCGCCCUCAUUCCGCUGCUCCAUCGGCUGGGUGCGCCGUGCUUUGAGGCGCCAGGGAGUGAGGUGCCGUGCAGCACAAGGCGAGGCAGCUAGCGCGGACAUGGCCGCCGUGCGCCACGCACGUGAGAAGCUGCCGCAACUCCUCACGCAUCUCGGUGUCACCCCGCGGGACACUUUCAAACUCGAUGAGACGGCGCUCUGGCUGUCAGUCCUCCCUCGGCGCUCUUACAGCAACGGCCGCAUUCCCGGCCGCAAAGUAUCGAAGGAGCGGCUCACCGUGGCAUUCCUCGUGAAUGCUGACGGGAGCCACGUAUUCCGAUCGCUCGUGAUCAGUAAGGCGAAGCGGCCGCAUGACUUUCGUCCGGAUUAUGACCCUGAAUCCCUUUGCUACUGGCGGCACAACGCGAAAGGCUGGAUGACCUCGCCGUUAUUCACACAUUUCAUAUCGCAGCUCAAUGCUGCGAUGUACGCCGAAGGUCGCAAGAUCGUGUUGCUGCUCGACAACGCGAGCAGCCACAUGCUCCGCUCUGAGCUCGCAUGGAGCGAGAUCGUCUGCGGCAUGCGGACGACCUGCAUGAGCAACGUGCGGCUCGUCUUCCUGCCGCUGAAUACCACCGCAUUCACACAGCCGCUCGAUCAAGGCAUCAUAGCCACCGUAAAGGCCCGCUACCGACAGCAUUGGCUGCGGGCCUUCUCGGCUUUGUGGAACGGCGACGGCGCGACUUCCGCCGUCGCGCGUUUCCGCCCGAACUUGUGCGAUGUCCUCGCGUGGCUGUCGGACGCGUGGACCUCGGUCGGCGCGCGCACCAUUCAACGGUGCUGGUGGCGCACGAAGUGUCUGCCGCUCUCGUGGUCCCUGGAGCUGACGCAGGUAUACGACAAUGAGCCCUCCCCCGCCGUCUACCCCAACAUCGAGCUCGACGACGACAUCGACGAUGUCGGGACGCUUAUUAGCGGGCUCGCCCUCGGGAAUGCGGCGAUGACGGCCGCAGAGUACGUCGCCAUCGACGACGGCGAGCCAACGUGCGCCGAGGGCGCUGCGGGACAGCCCACGACUGAGCCGGAGGCGGGCCUAGAGGUGGAGCUCUGGCACGCGCCGACGACCAUGCAAGCCGUCUACGACGACGCCGACCCAGUGUGCCGCGAAGCGCGGCGCACUGCACAGGCAGCAUGCGAGAUGCUAAUCGGAUAUGCACGGGCCACCCGCAUCACGCCGCGCGAUCUGUGCCAUCUGUUCGAUAUCCGCAACCCCAUCGUAAUCGCGCGGAUGGAGCGGGCGAGCCCGUCAUUCAACCUCAACGUGGCGCCUCAGCCCGUACCCUCCCCGGACGCAACUCCCACGCCCGAGACCCCUCGUCCGCGUGGCCGUGUGCUGCCCGGCUGGAUGACCCGUCCGUCUCGCCGUCAGGAGUUGUUUGACGCCGGUGUGGGCGCCGUGAUGGAUGGGUAUGUGGACGCGGCUGAGUGGAUGCGUCUGUGA
This is a messenger RNA of Closterium sp. NIES-65, 1827 nucleotides long. NCBI's taxonomy places the organism in Eukaryota, Viridiplantae, Streptophyta, Zygnematophyceae, Desmidiales, Closteriaceae. The record is from the annotation of a GenBank genome assembly.